This is a messenger RNA of Owenia fusiformis, 1572 nucleotides long. The record is from the annotation of a GenBank genome assembly. NCBI's taxonomy places the organism in Eukaryota, Metazoa, Annelida, Polychaeta, Sabellida, Oweniidae.
UAGCAAACAUUUAUGCUGUUACAUGGUUAUCUAUUCAGGGCUCGUGAGAACAGGCAACUGCUAUAGAGCAACUGUUAUCAAAGUAACAUUUAUAACUUAGAAACAGAGCUGAGCAUCAAAAUUGAGCAAUCGAUGGAUGAUAUCAAACAUCAGCUGGCAGACAAGGGGUGGGUGAUAAUAGAGAAUGCAUUGGACCAUGAAGACUGUGACAGAUAUGUUGCCAAGUACAAUCAAUGGCUCAAACAUGUUGAACAAGUGAAUGGAGGAUUUCCACAUAACUACAAAAGCUUGAUAACUGAGUACAGAUCUGGCCAUAUGGAAGCUAGUUGGGAGAUACGCCUCAAAAUUAAGGAUUCCUUUGCAAAAAUCUGGGAAACAGAUAAACUUCUGACUAGUUUUGACAUCCCUGCCAUAGGAAGUCCACCAGAAGAUGGCAGCACUGAGUUCUACACAGAGGGUUCUCAUUGGUUACAUUGUGACCAAUCAGCAGAGAGGAUUGGUCUACAUUGUUACCAGGGUGCAGUGUACCUAGAAACAGCUGAUGAAGAUGAUUGGUGUUUCCAUGCAUUAGAAGGCUCCCACUUUUACCACUCUGAAUUCUAUGAAGCACAUCCAGAGCACAUAGAACCAAGUAUAAAACAGACUCACUGUGACCUAGCAGAUAGGCCUAGUGACAUUGCCUGGUACAAAAAUAAAGGGGCUGUUGAAAAGCGUAUUGCAGUUCCUAAAGGAGGUCUUCUCUUAUGGGACUCCAGACUGAUCCAUGCUAAUGCUCUUCCGAAAAAAGAUCGUAAAAAUCCUGGCAGAUGGCGUUACAUACUAAUUGUUGCCAUGGCACCAGCAAUCUGGAUUGACGAGAAUGAUUUGGCAACAAAACGUGAUGCAUAUGAGAAAAUAAAUAACACUGGACACUGGCCUUCUGAGGGUAUUGAGGUCUACCCACCUGGUGAACAUACAACAAAUAAUAACACCAUCAGUGAGCUACCAGGAGUGGCCCAGACACAUGAGGCAAAGCAACUUGCUGGGGUUGUACCUUAUGAUUUCAAUGAUGGUCAACCUUGUGGACCAGAUUGGAAACCUGAAUGGAAAAGAUAUGCGGUGUCAUGUAGGAAAUGGGACAAUGAGUGUACCGAGCCAAAACAGCCUAAUCCACAGGCCAUGCCUUCUUAAUAGGAUAGAUAUUAAAAAAAGAAAGCACCUAAUUUGCAUGAUAUACCAUAGUAAACAGGUAACAUGUGUGCAAAAUUAUGAAGAAAAUAUAGUAAUAUACAAAAAAACAUAUAAUGUACAAUAAGUACAUCAUACAUGUCAUAGUUCAGCUUAAUAUAGUAUGUUCUGUAAUAUAUAAUUUAUCUCCCCAUGCUGAAAAGGAAAUAAAUAUACUACUAAUGAACUGUCAGGUACCUACUCCUACAUGAACACUAUUGGCAGUUUAUUUAUUGAGAGUACAGAGAGAACAAUAUUUUGGAAGAUGGCAAAGUACCUAUAAUCAACUUUUAGUGUGUAUUUCUAUGCUCUAUCAGCAUUUUGAAAUGGACUAAUCAAACCUAUAGGUCUUUGUAUCUAUUUUGA